AUGACCUGGCAACAAGAAAACCGCCACAAUGCGAUCCUCCGUGCCGCAGAAGCAGGCAAAUACGGCGUGAUAGCAGCAAUAGCGUACAACAUCGAACAAAUCCUAGGCCUGGUACGAGCCGCCGAAACCGCCAAGUCACCACUGAUAAUCCAAUUCUUCCCAUGGGCAUUAACAGCAACAGACGGCCUGCUAGUACGCACAGCAGCCGAAGCAGCCAAGCACGCCAGCGUACCGAUAAGCAUCCACCUCGACCACGCGCAAUCCGAAGAAAUCAUCAAGCGCGCCGCGGAUGAACUCCCCUUUGACAGUAUCAUGGUUGACAUGUCACACUACGAGAAGGAGGAGAAUCUCGCCAAGACGCGCACGCUUGUAGAGUAUUGCAAUUCCCGGCAUAUUGCUACCGAGGCUGAGCCGGGGCGGAUCGAGGGCGGCGAGGAUGGGGUUAUGGAUACCGAGGGGUUGAAGGCUUGUAUGACUACUGCUGAGGAGGUGGAUGAGUUUGUUUCAACGGGGGUUGAUGCGCUUGCGCCUGCUUUUGGGAAUGUUCAUGGGGAGUAUGGGCCUGCUGGGCCGCAGUUGGAUUUUGAGAGAUUCGAGCAUAUUCGUCGGCAGGUUGGUGGACGCGUUCAUCUCGUGCUUCAUGGUACCAAUGGUUUCUCGUCGGAGACGAUGAGGUACUGUGUUGCAGCUGGUGUUACCAAAAUCAAUGUCAACAAGCUUGUCUUGGAUGACUACUAUGACCAUCUUCGUGCUAAUGUAGGUAAGAUGCCGCAUACUCAGUUGAUUGAGGAGGGGAUUCAGAAGGUGGCAGAUUUGACUGUAAGAUGGAUGGAGAUUUGUGGGUCUGCUGGGAAGGCAUGA
Penicillium nucicola is the source of this 861-nucleotide messenger RNA. Its product is annotated as class II fructose-bisphosphate aldolase. The record is from RefSeq and is a predicted model, not a curated record. NCBI's taxonomy places the organism in Eukaryota, Fungi, Ascomycota, Eurotiomycetes, Eurotiales, Aspergillaceae. Gene Ontology annotation, molecular function: zinc ion binding; aldehyde-lyase activity. Gene Ontology annotation, biological process: carbohydrate metabolic process. The transcript is spliced from 2 exons. Bases 1 to 861 code for a protein of 286 amino acids.